This is a messenger RNA of Panicum virgatum (switchgrass), 588 nucleotides long. Its product is annotated as Werner Syndrome-like exonuclease. Gene Ontology annotation, biological process: nucleobase-containing compound metabolic process. Lineage: Eukaryota; Viridiplantae; Streptophyta; Magnoliopsida; Poales; Poaceae. The coding region runs from base 1 to 588 and encodes 195 amino acids. The transcript has a single exon. The record is from RefSeq and is a predicted model, not a curated record. Gene Ontology annotation, cellular component: nucleus; cytoplasm. Gene Ontology annotation, molecular function: 3'-5' exonuclease activity; nucleic acid binding.
AUGGUGAUAUGUGAUGUGGCGGUGGCGGCGAGAUUUCUUAAAGAAAUCCGAGGUACCCCACCACAACGUCGCAUGAUUGUUGGAUUGGACACCGAGUGGAAUACGCUCGAUGGCGGCGGCUUCAUGACGGCUCUCCUGCAGUUGUGUGUCAGAACUCAUGUGCUUGUCUUUCAGGUCCUCUAUGCCACCGGCGGUGACCUCCCCGAAGUCUUCAAGAGCUUCCUGACAGAGGAGGACCACAUCUUUGCCGGUGCACACAUCGAGAAUGACGUGAAGCGGCUAUUGGAUGACUUCGGCGUCACAAUAAGCAAUCCGACUGACCUCCAGAUUGUAGUCCCCCAAGCUGCUUCCAGAUUCGAGCACCUCGGCAGUCCACAUCCCGAAUACAGAUUUCGUCGAUCGUCCCUCGAGAAGAUCGCAUCAGAGGUGUUGUGCCUACCUCGUGUCCGCAAGCCGGACGCCGACCAUAGAAGGUGGCACGUACGGGAUUUGGACUACUUGCAGGUGAAGUACGCCGCCGUAGACGCGUACCUAUCCUACAAGGCCGCGAAUCAACUGGAGGUCAGGGAUGGCUAUAGAUUUAAGUAG